This is a messenger RNA of Fukomys damarensis (Damara mole-rat), 997 nucleotides long. It is a transcript of the gene Hp1bp3, whose product is annotated as heterochromatin protein 1 binding protein 3. The coding region runs from base 101 to 997 and encodes 298 amino acids. The record is from RefSeq and is a predicted model, not a curated record. Lineage: Eukaryota; Metazoa; Chordata; Mammalia; Rodentia; Bathyergidae. Gene Ontology annotation, molecular function: nucleosome binding; structural constituent of chromatin; DNA binding. The transcript is spliced from 8 exons. Gene Ontology annotation, biological process: nucleosome assembly; heterochromatin organization. Gene Ontology annotation, cellular component: nucleus; chromosome; nucleosome.
GUUGAUUCUUCAUCUCACUGAAACCAUUAGGAAAAAUCCUUGUGGUUAACAGCAGAGGCUUCAGAGUGUAACCUGUACUCGGGCCUAGAAAUUAUUUUAAAUGGCGACUGAUACGUCUCAAGGUGAACUCGUCCAUCCUAAGGCACUCCCACUUAUAGUAGGAGCUCAGCUGAUCCACGCGGACAAGUUAGGUGAGAAGGUAGAAGAUAGCACCAUGCCAAUUCGCCGAGCUGUGAAUUCUACCCGGGAAACUCCGCCCAAAAGCAAACUUGCUGAAGGGGAGGAAGAAAAGCCAGAACCAGAUGGAAGUUCAGAGGAAUCUAUCUCCACUGUAGAAGAACAAGAGAAUGAAACCCCACCUGCUACAUCUAGUGAAGCAGAACAGCCCAAGGGAGAACCUGAGACUGAAGAGAAGGAAGAAAAUAAACCUUCUGAGGAAACCAAAAAGGAGGAGAAAGAUCAAUCUAAGGAAAAGGAGAAGAAAGUGAAAAAAACGAUACCUUCCUGGGCUACUCUUUCUGCCAGCCAGCUAGCCAGGGCCCAGAAACAAACACCAAUGGCUUCCUCACCACGUCCCAAGAUGGAUGCAAUUCUAACUGAGGCCAUUAAGGCAUGCUUCCAGAAGAGUGGUGCAUCAGUGGUUGCUAUUCGAAAAUACAUCAUCCAUAAGUAUCCUUCUUUGGAGUUGGAGAGAAGGGGUUAUCUCCUUAAACAAGCACUGAAAAGAGAAUUAAAUAGAGGAGUCAUCAAACAGGUAAAAGGAAAAGGUGCAUCUGGAAGUUUUGUCGUGGUCCAGAAAUCAAGAAAAACAUCUCAGAAAUCCAGAAACAGAAAGAAGAGAAGCUCUGCAAUGAAUCCAGAACCACAAGUAAAAUUGGAGGAUAUCCUUCCACUGGCCUUUACUCGUCUUUGUGAACCUAAAGAAGCUUCCUAUAGUCUUAUUAGGAAAUAUGUGUCUCAGUAUUACCCUAAGCUCAGAGUGGAUAUCAGGGUUUGA